Molecule: messenger RNA, 1584 nt
Organism: Aspergillus ibericus CBS 121593
Lineage: Eukaryota; Fungi; Ascomycota; Eurotiomycetes; Eurotiales; Aspergillaceae
Exons: 8
Coding region: 1-1584 (527 amino acids)
Cellular component (GO): mitochondrion
Source: RefSeq, a predicted model, not a curated record
AUGAAGCUUCUUCGUUUAUCGUAUCUUUGUCGCCGUGCCACUGCCCCGCCAACCACCAAGCUUUAUUCUACCAGUUUCGCGGGCAUGACGUCCACGGGGGUACCUGCGCUAUUUAGAUGCCUGGAAGAUGGUUCAGAAACACGCAUUGAAGCGGACGAUCUAUACAAAUACCAGCGGUACCGAUGGCUGAAGGGAGAAUCCAAACGGCUAGAGGCACGAUAUCGUAAAUUCCACCUAGGUAACCUGCUUGGCGCGGCAAUCCAAGCAACGAGCCAUGAAGGCAUACGAUGUCUCAAAGUCGUCAAGUGUGUGGAAGGCCAAUACAACAAAGCUUUCAUCUUGACCAUGAGUAAUGGCCACGAACUUGUGGCGCGAUUGCCGAGCCCCAACGCGGGCCCUGCAUUCUAUACAACAGCAUCGGAAGUAGCAACCCGUCAUUUUGUCCGCGAGGUCUUAGGAAUCCCUGUCCCAAAGACCUAUACCUGGUCAGCAGAUGCGUCGAAUCCGAUGUCAAUAGCAUCGCAACUUGAAAUCAUCGACCAGGUCGUCGACAUGGAGAAGAAACUUGCGUCUGUAUCUUUUCCAACUCAUGGAUGUCUCUACUACACAUCCGAUCUGAAUUUGAGGGACCCUGUAGACGGACUUGAUACCAUGCUCGACAACACGUUGCUGCCAAACGGGCGACAUCACAGCGAGCUGUCCCAAUUUACCAUAGGACCAUCAAACGAUCGAAAGCUAUGGCAAGGCGAGAGACAUUCGAUGACACUGGAUAGGGGACCAUGGACCAACGCCGCAGAUUUCGCGACUGCCAUCGGGACAAACGAACUUGCAUGGGCAGAAACCCACGCAGAGCCACGACACAAUUUCUACCGCUCAAAAGACCAGCCAGAAAGCCCGGAAGAGUACAGAUCGCUUAUUCAAAAGUAUUUGAAAGUUGCCCCUGAUCUCAUCCCCAACCAACCAAUUAAAGAACACAACAAUACGCUCUCCCAUCCAGAUCUACACCUCGACAAUAUCUUCAUCGACCCGGAAACACACCAGAUCAAUGGGAUUAUUGACUGGCAACUGGCUGCCGUAACACCUAUAUGCCUACAACGGCCUCAUCCCCAGAUGCUAGAACUCUCGCACAGCCCUCGCACCGAUGAACAGAAGGAUCGAGAGGAGGAGCUUCUCCAUUAUUACUACAAAUCACGCGAGAGAGCCAAGCUCCCUCAGUCAAAAGCUUUGACAGACCCACACUUGUCCAUCAGAAUAAACCCCAUAACCCUAGUACCCGGGUGUUGGGAGCGAGAGGACACCUUCUCACUACGAGAGGCAUUAAUAAAACUAGCUGCUUACUGGGACCAAAUUUACCCCGACCACAUACCAUGCCCGAUUGAUUUUACCGAGGAAGAGCUGACCGCGCAUCAAUGCGAGAGAGAGACCUUAUUGAAGGGGGAAGGACUGAUUCCUAUUGGGGGAAUGGUCCGGCCGGAAGAGUAUGAUCAUGCCAGGAUGGUGAGCGACUAUUUUAAGAAGGAAUUCAUGGAUUUGGCAGAGGAUGAGCAACAAAGAGAGGUACAUGCCAAGGUGUGGCCAUAUUAA